AGCGCGCCUGCGCAGUCGAACGUCUGUCGCCAUUGCUGUUGGAUCUGUCCUCGUUCCGGCCCAGUGACAGGCUGCCGGGUAUCCGACACGCACAGAGGGGCUGAGGGGGACGGAUAUCAGAAAGUGAGCGGAGGGUCGGGAGAGAAAACGAACAGAAGCUCGUUUUCAGGUGGUGGAAACCCCGUCCCCGUUUGAUGGAUCCGAGGGUAGCCUGGUUUCAGCCAGAACAGCUCGGACCUGCCAACAUUUUGUGGAUGCAAAUUUGGGAAACGACGCAAAGGCUGAGGAAUCUGUUCUUUAAUAAUAACUGUGCGGCGGCAACGGCAGCAACGAGUGCGGGCAGUGAGAGCAUGUUGAGGGAGAGGGGCAGCCAGGGAGGAGGGGAUUUGGGAGCGCAGAGGGACUUUCUCCCACUCGAGCCCAGCGCCAAUAACAGUAACUUCCCAGCCGGCCCAGGAGAAGGUGGCUGCAGGAAGAGCUACCCGGACAACAGCAAUAGGAACAGCGGCUCAGGCAACAAAAGGAAACGGGACAACAAGGCAAGCACUUUCGGGUUAAACUACAGCCUCCUGUCUGGAAGUGGCCAUUACAACGGAACUCCCUGGAAAAGCCGGAACUACAGAGAGGGAGUCGUGGGACUUCAUGAAGAAAUUAUUGACUUCUACAACUACAUUUCACCCAAACAUGAAGAGGAAAAAAUGCGAAUGGAGGUUGUUGAAAGGAUAGAAAAUGUCAUCAAAGAACUCUGGCCCAGCGCAGAUGUGCAGAUAUUCGGAAGUUUUAGCACUGGUUUAUACUUGCCAACAAGUGAUAUUGACUUAGUGGUGUUUGGGAAAUGGGAGACUCUACCACUUUGGACUUUAGAGGAAGCACUUAGGAAACACAGUGUGGCUGAUGAGAGCUCUGUAAAAGUCUUGGACAAAGCAACUGUGCCUAUUAUCAAACUAACAGACUCAUACACUGAGGUGAAAGUUGACAUCAGCUUCAAUGUACAGAAUGGAGUAAAAGCUGCUCAGCUUAUCCAUGAAUUUAUUAAGAAGUUUCCAGUGCUUCCGUACCUGGUUCUAGUGCUGAAGCAGUUCCUGCUGCAAAGAGACCUAAAUGAAGUAUUCACGGGCGGGAUUGGCUCCUACAGCCUAUUCCUAAUGGCUGUUAGCUUUCUACAGUUACAUCCCCGAGAAGAUGUCUGCAGCUGUGAUGCUAAUCUUGGGGUGCUUCUAAUUGAAUUCUUUGAACUGUAUGGACGGCAUUUUAAUUAUCUUAAAACUGGUAUUCGGAUAAAUGAUGGUGGCUCGUAUGUUGCAAAGGAUGAAUUGCAAAAAAUUAUGGCUGAUGGAUACAGGCCAUCAAUGCUGUAUAUUGAGGAUCCAUUGCAGCAAGGAAAUGAUGUUGGUAGGAGUUCAUAUGGUGCCAUGCAGGUAAAGCAAGCCUUUGAUUAUGCCUAUGUUGUUCUAAGUCAUGCUGUGUCUCCAAUUGCAAAGUAUUACCCAAACAGAGAAUGUGAAAGUAUAUUGGGUCGAAUAAUCAGAGUAACUCAGGAAGUUGCUGACUACAGAACCUGGAUACAAGGGCAUUGGGGACCUCAGAGCAGUAGUGAUUCUCCAUUUAAUGGGAAUGAUGUAACUUUGCUAGUUGGCCCACCACAGCUGGAUAAAUGUAACAACAAUAUUUCAGAAGAGUGCACAGUCAUAGGCCAGCCCAGAAGUAGGACCUCUGAAACAUGUCUUAGCAAACACUCUUCUAACUCAUCAUCUGGUCCAUUGUCCUCCGCAUCUUCUACCUUAUCCAGUUCAAGUGAUGUUGAUUCUGAUGGAACACCUUGCAAAACCUCCAAGCAAUCUGGCAGUCACCAGUCCAAUACUAACAGAUCAGUGCCACAAGAGUCAGCACCAGAAUCGUCUCCACUGCCAAGUUUGAAAAUGCAGCAUAGUACAUCAAGCAAUUCAACAAGCAACAAUACUAAAGCUCAGCAUGGUGCAACAAGACUAUUUCGUUCAUCUGUCAAAGGCUUUCAAGGUCAACAGAACUCCAACCAAAUUGGAAGUGUAUCAAACAAACAGAAUCCAGGCAACAAACCACAUCAACAGCACUGUCCUAGCAAAAAGAGGAAGCACAAAGGAGAUGCUGCCUCAGCAGACUUGUGUCGGUAGUCUGUUUUUGACUUGGUUGAAGAAAAUUCCUGCAGUGAUCCCAUAAGCUACAGAAGACUGGUAGUGCUAGAUGGGAUCUUCUCAGACUUUCCCAGGAGUAUGGAUUUUGAUUUUUUUCCAGAUUGCCAUAAAAUGAUCAUGGGUUACAGUGGUUGUCACAAACAUUGCUUCCCUUUUUAGAUGGGCCAUAAGCUGCAGUGGAGCAGACUUUGAAGAUGGAAUCGAUGCACAAAAAUGCCCCUCCCCCGGGUUUAAGAUGUAAUGGAAGUUGAUCGGAAAAGUGUGUUAGAGGAUCUUAAAAUUAUUGAAAAACAAAAUUUCCGUUGCUUCCUUUGCAAGGGAAAUUUUAAAUGUUACAACAAAAUGUAUACUUUGUGCACGAUUUUAAAAUUAUUUUUGCAUAUACUGACAUUUUUAUUGUGUAUAUACAGAAGAUUGUAUCAGUACAGUAUUUGCAUUGGUAACCUUUGUGUUUUCAGUUAACGGUUUUUACAUGUCAUUGCAAUUUACAUUUAAAAUUGAAAUUUUCUGUAUUGUUAAUUUAAUGGAUCCCAAGGAUGUUAUCUGACACUGCUUAUAUAAUGGAAAGAAGGCUAUAUGGUAAGCUUAAAAGUGCUCUACUAAUACUUAUCCAUGUAGCAACUUCCAGAUGCAUUUAUUGGUUUUUGAAAUAGAAGAUAUUGCUCCAGCAGCUGUUGAAAUACACUAAGUUAAAGGCUUUAAGUAGCACAUGGCAUCUGGAAAAGUGAAACGCGACAUUUUUAAUACUGUUUAAUUCUGUAUGCAGCAUGUAGAUAUUUGUACAACUGUUAAAGAUGCUGUAUGAACAGAAUUGUUCCUAUCAAAUAUUUUGAAGGAAGUUUUAAUAUUUCCUUGUCUCAGGUGUAAUAGUAAAUAUUCAUAUUGUAUUUUACCAAAUGGAGUGAUCACAAAAUUUCCUUCUAAAUACAUCCUUAUAGAUCUGGCAGCAUAAAUCUGUGUUGGUCCCAAUUUUUGGCUUUUCUAUGUUGUGAAAGUACAAAUUUUAAGUUGAAGUCUAAGAACAAGUGAUAUCACACUUAAUUUCUUCAGUAAUUUCCCAGCAUUCUAUUCUAAUGGAUACUACUUUUGUUCCUUGAACUUUUAUGCAUGCAUAUCUGUUGACCCUUCAAUCCUGCUAUAAUUCUGACUUGAAUUCUUCAUUCGUAAAAUCAUGACCAAAUAUCAUUCAUCCGACUAAGAACCCAGUAAGUGUUGACUAGCGAUAUCUGUGUUUACACAACUUGUAAACUGAAACAUUACUAGAAAGGCUCACAGUACAAUUUUCCUUUUAACUUUCCUUUACGGUGCUUUAAAAUCAAUACCAGAAACAUCAAGCUUCUUGUGGUGAUGAUGGGGACUGUACCUGGAAAGGCAUGGACUUAGUUACUAUUGCUCUAGGAACAAAUGAUCAAAGAAGUAAACUGAAUAAAGCCAAUUGGAGUGGUGAGGAAAAAUCAGAUGUUCUCUUUUUUUGUUUGAGUUAUUUCUUUGAAAAUGUUGCCAUUUGUUUCCACAAGAUGCAAAAAGAUACAGAAAAUGGGCAAUUGAUUCGUAAACCAACGGUGAAAACUAUACCUCUGUUGCUCAGUCAUACAGGCAUUUUAAUCCAUAUGACAAAUAACAUCAAUCUCCUUAAACAUUACGUUAGGUAUUGUUUGCAAUGAGGAAGGAUCUCUUCAGAGGUCCUUGAUAAUUGAGCCCCUCCUGCCCCCCCACCACCCUGACAUUUAAUCAACUAUGCCAUUAAGGAACCACUUUCCCUGUCAGAAUGCUCCAAAGCAUUGCCCAGCUCAGCAAUGAGGUUUUAUUUGCAACACACUUUACAAUCGGUCUAAAUCACAAGCAAGUGACUCAAUCAGCUUCAUAAGUGGCACAUUACCAGCACCUAAAUGGCCAAACUUAAGUGUCCCACUUAAGCUCAUGACAAACUGUACAGCUGGAAGUGAAGAUACUGAUAAUACAACAUUGAUUCUUCCACACAAACUCACCAUUUACACUUAAAAUUACGAUGGCUUCAGAUUUCCUGCGAAGACACAAGUUGAUGCAGAACUUGUACUGUAAAUAUCCUCACAUUGAAUCAUUACCAGAAAAAAUCUUAAUUGAGAUUAUACUAGUUAUAGAUAUUGAUCUCAAAGCUGUAACAAAUAUCUUUAGAUUUAAAAUUCUAUGAACUUGUGUUAGCAAAUAUACAUCAGCAGUAAAAGAAAAGUACUAUCCAAUAACUUGGAUUUAGUAGAUAUUUUUAGUCAGGUGGAGGUCAUGCCAAGUUGAUAUUCCAAGUUAAUCAUUUUUACCAAUAUUUACUUUGAUUAAUGCAAUUUUUAGCCUUAGUUAUUACGUGUAAAUUAAUAAGUUACAUUGCUUCAGUAAUGCUGCUGAUUCAUUUUUAACAAAAUCAGUACUGUAUAAUAGAUGGAGGCAAACAAAACUAUUCAGGAGUGAAUGGAAACUUUGCUUCAAUUGCAAAUAGUUAUAUAAUUUUUGUCAUAGGAAAUAAGUAUUUCACAAUUUUUGACUAUAUAAUGCUUGACAUUUAGGGUGUUCUGCAGCAGUUUGUAUGUUCACAGCUUGUAACUUGACUGAUGUAAAAGGGAACUUAAAAUAGCUGCACACCAAAUAACAAUAACAACUAUGGUGAAUUGCCAUAAUAGAUGGAGCAGUAGUUGAAAAAUUAUAUUAAUUCCAUUGGGAAUCUUUGCCAGCAUUUUAGAAGUUUUAUGAGUUGCAUUAAAUGAUUUAAGUAACAAAUGAAGCUCUAUUUCUGAGACAGCACAACAUCCUUGAAAAUACGCAUACUUUUGAAAAUGAAAAAUCGAACAGAUUUAUAUGGUUUGCCUUAAACUUUUUUACAGUUAUUCAUACAAAGCAUAAAACUUGCCAAGUUGAAAACAUCAAUGACUCUUGAGAGCAGUUGACCUGUUCUCACUACUUGGCAAUUUGUGGUUUCUUAUCUGUAUCUUGUAUUAGGUUUGCUUGGCCACUUCAUCUUGCAAGUAUACAAUAUUUUACACAGUUUGUUUUAUCAGGUUUGAGUCUCUGAUAAAAUUUGUAAUUAUGGCAAAGUGAACCUUUAACUUAUAUGCUGUAACUUAGGAUGUACAACAUUUUUGUAAUAUGAUCUGUACUGUCUCUGCAGAAAAUGCAGGGAAUACAUAGAAAAUAUCAGUCUAUAAAAAGAAAAGAUGAGUUGAUGUUGCUAAUGUAAACCCUUCAUCAGACUGGAGUUCUAAUUAAGGUUCUAAACAAGUGUCGAACCAGCUUUUCUGUUUAUAGAUGUUGACCAAAUUGGCUGUGUAUUUCCAGAAUUUGCAGCUUGUUUUAUAUUUUGGAAUUGCCUCUAUAACUGCUAACUCUGCACAUCACAUGACAUUUUUCUUGAAACAGUUGCUUUUUAAGUUUCUUUUCCUCUUCUGAUGAUUUACUAACACUGUUGAAAGCAGUUACUCUUCUUCCCCCACCACCAUCCCCACUGAUUUCUUUGUACUAAUUUGCUCUGCUGGUUCCACUUUAAUUUGUGUUUUUACUUCUGUCCAACUGCCAGUUAAAACUUCUAACUUAGAAUAACCAGGCCUAGUAUAUUGUAUAUGCCCUGCUUCAGCUGUUGGACCUCAACUCCCAGUAACUUAUAAAUUGCUGAUCUAAUUUUUGUUGUCCUUUCCAUUGUUUCAUUUUUAGGUUUCCAUUGAUAAAUGUCGGUCCUAGCAAGCAUUGUUCUGAUUUUUUUUGAAUGAUUUGCAGUCUUGUAACUGGUUUUCCCAGGAAACCUCCUGUUAACUCAGGAGUUUACAUGUAAUUGCUAAUAAAAUAAAUGGUCUUCCCACGUC
This is a messenger RNA of Carcharodon carcharias (great white shark), 5995 nucleotides long. It is a transcript of the gene tent4b, whose product is annotated as terminal nucleotidyltransferase 4B. Gene Ontology annotation, cellular component: nucleolus; TRAMP complex. NCBI's taxonomy places the organism in Eukaryota, Metazoa, Chordata, Chondrichthyes, Lamniformes, Lamnidae. The coding region runs from base 195 to 2150 and encodes 651 amino acids. The record is from RefSeq and is a predicted model, not a curated record. Gene Ontology annotation, biological process: RNA 3'-end processing. Gene Ontology annotation, molecular function: poly(A) RNA polymerase activity; mRNA binding. The transcript has 12 exons.